CGAGGGCACCCAUCUUGCCCCAAGAGAAGACGAGCCAAUUGACAGCGCAAAAUCGACCAGACCUCACAAUGCUGGCUGUCAGACAAAGAGCGGCCUGCGCCGCCCGCACAGCUCGGCCGGCAGCCAUCGCUCCACGGCAAGCCAUGCGAUCUUACGCAUCCGACCAUGGCCACUCCGACCACCACGACCACCACCACCCCGCCCCUCAUGUAGAGGAGUCGCCAGGACUGGGUCUGUACAUCGCACUUGGCGCCGCGGGCCUCUCCAUGUUCAUGUACUCCAUUUCCCGGGACGAGAAGUCAAGCCUCGCAAAAUGGAUCGACAGCUACAGAGCUGAGUCCCAAAAGACCUGGGAGUAUAGGAACACGCUCCGCUCCGACCUCAAGGAACAGGCGGCCCGAGACAGGCAUCUCUUCUCAACAUCGCAGAAGGACCAGGGAUACGAGCUGAGGACGCCAGAGCUCAUCGACUCCGGCAGCCCCAACAAUGUUCCCGCCGGACACUACGCCAACCUGGACAAGGUCAUAGAACACUACCAAAAGCAGCACCUGGACGAGGAAGCGAGGAAAGCAAAGAAGCUGGGCCUGGCAAAGACGGGGUAAGGAAUGGCGUAUCAAGAAGGCACUAUGAGCAUUGUAUCAUACUACCUAGGUAGUCAACGUGGAGAUUAAGAGCAGGAAAGAGAGUCAAUUCCCAGUGAUGCCGCCAGUCUGUUCGGACAGGACAGGACUUCCUGCGACUAUGGACUCACAGGAAGGUCAUUCCGGGCCGCAAACGCUGAAAAUGGCCGUGACGGAAGGGGUGUAUUGGGCCGACCGCACGCCAACACAAUCGACACCGGGCCUGGCCCGCCUCAGCAUUGAUGGGAAACCUCAUGCACCGGCCGUCCUGACUACUAAAACGGACGGACAACAAGGCAGGAUUUUAUGACAUGGCACGACUAUUUUCAGCACGUCCAGUAGCCUCUGGACCCCGGUGGAUUCGGACUUGUGCAUUUAAU
Molecule: messenger RNA, 1000 nt
Organism: Diaporthe batatas
Lineage: Eukaryota; Fungi; Ascomycota; Sordariomycetes; Diaporthales; Diaporthaceae
Exons: 3
Coding region: 69-602 (177 amino acids)
Cellular component (GO): mitochondrion
Source: RefSeq, a predicted model, not a curated record